Molecule: messenger RNA, 1245 nt
Organism: Trypanosoma brucei brucei TREU927
Lineage: Eukaryota; Euglenozoa; Kinetoplastea; Trypanosomatida; Trypanosomatidae
Exons: 1
Coding region: 1-1245 (414 amino acids)
Source: RefSeq, a predicted model, not a curated record
AUGGGAUGUCAACAAAGUGGAGUGCGAAUGUCUCCUCAGGACCUUAGUGAUCGCACUCCCAGUGGUCAACACGGGUUUACAGGGGAUGCCAGCAACACGGCACUUCCCACUGUUCCAACAGACUCAUGGUAUGGUAAAAACUUUAGUGAAACAUCACGUAUGGCAUUUACCGAGUUUCACUUAAAGCAGCGGGGAAACAUCGUUUUCGCCGGGACCCCCGUUCCUGUUGGCGCCUCGGAAUUGGGUGAGUUCCCUGGCAACUCCCCACCGCUGCUCACAAGGGCAGUUAUUGGCAAGGACAAUGUGUACGGCAUGGCGUACCUCUAUAGCACUCCACUUUCCAUUGAGCAUCAGUGGAGACUGCGUGUAUGCCACUACCAAAUAGCGUGUUCACCCUCUGGACAAACGCUAGGGGAAGUGCCGGGGGCGCUUUCUACACUUCCUGAGACCCCAACGACAGAUGAGCAGAAAAUCAGACUGUGGAACUUCGCUAAACAAGUCUACGACCGGCCGCUUUGCGACACUUUUGUUGGGAUCAAAGUGUAUGUUGACGGAGAGCUUGUGCCCGACCGUUAUCCGAGAGCCAAAAGUCUCCCAAACUGCACAGCUACACUCGAAUCUAGUGAAGUGUUUAAUAACUGGACCUGUGUUCCUUUUGUACUUGUUGGUUACGUGAACAGUCCGAUGAUAAGUACUGUUACGAUGUACAGGCACCUGUCCCUUAGCUUCGUUGAGUACUUGUUGGGCAAAACCAUCACGGGUGGAGAAACCGACAGAACAAAAGAUGAAGAGGUGGCGGAAUGUAAAGACGAGAAUACCGUUGGGGAUGGACGUAGUGUGGACGCGCCCGAUAAGCCGAAGGAGGAGGUCACCCAGUCUUUCAAUGUUUCUGUAGAGGUUGUGUACGGUUGUGAGGCGGAGAUGAAUUUCUGCACAGCCCACAUUGCGAAGGGGAACAUAGAACUUGUUAUGGGAGAGCACUCAGACGCAGCUUUACGAAAAUAUAAGGCUUCACUUGAGGAGUUUCUUAGGAAAAGCGGCAACGAGCGUCAUCAGGUAGUUGCGGUGGAUCCUUUGACACUCAAAGGGCGGAACUCGGCAUUAUGGACUUGUUUGUUUUGCGGGUCUCCCCUGCAGUUCACGUGUACGAUUUGCGGCGCCGAGCUGUGUGGAAUGUCUUCGUGUGUGUGGAAGCCCUUCACGGGGUAUCCGCUUGGCUGCUCGUCUCAUAAGGCGCAGGCGUGA